AUGGCGGAUAGACGCAGAGCUGAAAUAGAGGCAAAGCGAGCCAAGCUUGCUGAGUUCCGCAGGGCCAGGGCUGACCGCCAGAACGUCGACGCUGAGCGUCGUCUGUCUGAAUCCGCUGGUCCUUCCGCACGUAGAGAUGUAGACGAUAUCGUGGAUUCUCUCAUCGGUCCCGCGGGACCAAGUAGGGGCAUCGAGAAUGUGGUCGACUCCCCCGUGUCAUCUGUACCUGGCACUCCUGGCCUUGGUCAAACAGCUUCUCUGCCAGGCCGUUCUGCCCUCUCCCUAUCUGGUCGCCUGAGCAGGCAGAGCGACCUUGCGUCUGAUCGAAUAAGCGUGGGCACGACCUUUGUCCAGUCGGCCAACGGUACUACAGAUCAUGUUGUAGAACGUGUGAUGACCCCGCGAAUGAUACCGGACUUGAUAGAUGUUGAACAAGAACUUUUUGAGCUUCCCCAAAAAGAGCGAGUAAUAUACAACAAGGAAGUGCAGACCGUGGAGCUGGAGUCUGAACCGCUCGUCUUCCCGGAACAACUGCUCGAACGCAUCCAACGCGAGCGUGAAGCUGCCGAAGCAGAACAUGCUGCACACGACAAGGAGCUGGAGGAAGAGAGUGUGAAACUCGAACAGGAGAUUGAACAAGAGAUUAGAGAAAUGACGGAGGAAGAACGAAACAGCAUUUUCUCCGCACCUGAGUUCUUGGAUUUCGUGGAACAGUCGACCAAAAUAGUUCAGAGAGCACUGAAUGACCACUAUGAUUAUGUCCGCGAUUACACAACCGGCGCCGAGAGUGGAGUUGAUGAUUCGGAGGGGAGGAGGGUCAAAUGUAUCUGUGCCUUCUCGGACGAGCGCUACGGGAAGAAUCGGUCGAUCACUGAUGUUGGCUGGUCACCCAAGUUCCCUGAACUGAGUUGCGCGUCUUACAAUAAGAACCCUGCCGCUUUGAACGAACCCGAUGGUCUUGUGGCUGUUUGGAAUCUUCAUCUUCUGGAGCGACCAGAAUUCGUCUUCCAUUCACAGUCAGAUGUGCUCUCAGUGACAUUUUCACCGUUUCACUCGAAUCUCAUCUUCGGUGGCACAUAUUCCGGCCAGAUAUUGCUGUGGGACACACGGUCAAAGCAUUUACCUGUUCUCAAAACACCGUUAUCUGCCGCUGGACAUACACAUCCAGUCUACGCCAUGCAGAUGGUCGGCACUCAGAACGCUCACAAUUUGAUCACGAGCAGUACAGAUGGGACGGUUUGCAGCUGGCUUGUCGAUAUGCUGGCACAGCCCCAAGAAACCUUGGAGCUUGUCCACGCUGGCCAUAACAAAACAGGAGAGGUCGCGAUCACAACUCUCGAUUUUCCGGACAAUGAAACCACUACGUUCUGGGUUGGCACAGAGGAAGGAAAUGUGUAUCAGGCAAACCGAUAUGACCGCGCGGGUGCAAAAGCCGGUCUUCAUCAAUACGAUGUGUACAAGGGCCAUUCAGGACCAGUGAUGGGCUUGCACUUCCACCCUCUCUUAGGGCCAGUUGACUUCUCAGACUUGUUCUUGACUUGCUCGGUGGACUGGACGGUGAAGCUUUGGAGAGCAAAGUCGUUGGCAAAACCCUCUACCACUGCAAACAUAAUCCAGCCGCUCUACUCCUUCGACGAAGCUGACGACUACGUAUAUGAUGUUAAAUGGCAUCCGUCGCAUCCUGCACUGUUCGGGGUGGUCGACGGCUCCGGGAAGUUCGAUGUGUGGAAUUUGAACGUGGACACGGAGGUGUCCGUGGUAUCCACCAGCGUUGGUUCGGGUCGCGCUAUAAACAAGUUGCAAUGGGACCGGAAAGAUGGACGGCGGGCGGCACUGGGUGGGAGUGACGGAAAGCUGUACAUCUAUGAUAUCGGAGACAUGGCGCUCCCAAGGGAGUCGGAGUGGACGGAUCUGCAGAGAACGGUUGCCGGAGUUGCGGGUGGCGUGCAAAGCAACGGCGUCGUUGACGACAGCCUCGCUCGCGUAACCUCCGGCCGAUAA
Messenger RNA from Sparassis crispa, 2001 nucleotides. RefSeq names its product Dynein intermediate chain 1. The transcript has 10 exons. Bases 1 to 2001 code for a protein of 666 amino acids. The record is from RefSeq and is a predicted model, not a curated record. Gene Ontology annotation, cellular component: cytoplasmic dynein complex. Gene Ontology annotation, molecular function: dynein light chain binding; dynein heavy chain binding. Gene Ontology annotation, biological process: transport along microtubule. Lineage: Eukaryota; Fungi; Basidiomycota; Agaricomycetes; Polyporales; Sparassidaceae.